Gilbertella persicaria is the source of this 1602-nucleotide messenger RNA. RefSeq lists its product as uncharacterized. Bases 1 to 1602 code for a protein of 533 amino acids. The transcript has 8 exons. Lineage: Eukaryota; Fungi; Mucoromycota; Mucoromycetes; Mucorales; Choanephoraceae. The record is from RefSeq and is a predicted model, not a curated record.
AUGAAGGCAGCCAAAACAGUUCGUAUUCAUAUCAAUACGAAUGAUCAACCGCGUCCAGUCAUAUUCAAUUAUCGACAACUCUAUAAGCGUGAACUCAAAAGACAAGAAUCCCAUGAGGAUCUUCCACCUCUUAACACGCCAGACGACUUGUUUUAUCAAGAACUGUUAAAGAAAGCAGAAAACUAUGCCAUGGAUGAAGAAGAAGACGAUGACAAUGACGACGAUGAAGAAAACGCGACAGAAUCGAAAAAACAAGUUGGCAAUGAUUAUGACUUUGAAGAUCCCUUUAUUGAUGACAGUGAAAUGUUGUUGGAUGAACCUCAAGAAUACAGUGUGCCUGAAUUUGAUGGAUUCUUUGUUUAUCAUGGUCCUUUAGAUGGGCAUGAUGGCCAUGAAGGAGAAAAGAAGACAACGACAACAACCAAACGAAAAGCACCUGCUAAAUCAAAACCUUCUAUUUCAUCGUCUGCAGCUUCUCACAAGAAACCAACAACAUCUAUUACGCCAUCCACAACAAAUACUAUGGCUACACCUACUACACCUACUACUACUAUUACUACUAUUACUACUACUACUACUACCAACACCACGGCUACUCCAAGUAGUCAUCCUGCUACAGAUAAACGUAAAAAGACAGACGAACAAGAUGAAAACAAAAAGACAAAACCAGUCAAGAAACCAAGCGCUUCUCAACCUGCCAAGACAGAAGCAAAGCUUAAACCAAGUACCAGUACAAGCAGUAGCAGUGCACCUCUGAAGAAAGUAGCAAGUGUAACAGAACAACCUCCCAAAAAGAAAAAGAAAGUUGAAAAUAAAGAAGAACCAAGUGAACCUGUAGAUAAAAAGAAGAAAUCGAAUGUAUCUCUUGAACUUAAACCACUGGAUCCAGAGAUUGAAGCCUUGAUGGAUAAACUAAGACAUGAUGUUCAAUUCGAGACAUUUGAAAACAAGGCUAAAUUUCCAUUGACAUUGAAGCCUACUGUAUUGGAAGCAGGUCUUGUUGCUUUACGUAAACACAAGACGAUUGACGAAAACCUUGUUCAACAUCUCAUGAAAAUCUUGCCUUAUAAUCGAUUCACACUCAAGAAAUUCCUUACGACCAAGUCAGGGCAGAUGAGAGUGGAUGAAUUACAACAGGAAAUUGAUGAAUUAGCCAUCUUGUUAAAGCACACCAUUGACCGAAUGAUGCCUGAACAACAAAGACUGUUUCAUGAGAAAUUGGCCCAAUCACAAGAGCCUUCUAAGCCAGAAGAAGAAGAAUCAACCCCUACACCCAAGUUCAAAUGCAAUGAUGAAGUAAGAAAGAUUCUUUAUGAUAUUAUACAGACAGAAGAACAAUCAAUACAUAUUGCCAAUCAAGUAGCAUUACACAAGGACCCUGAAAAGAAACAAGAAGGACUUGCUUCUGAUGGUAAAGCAAGAAAACUCAUGUAUCAAAGACUUUUGUCUUGUUGGCCAGAAGGUUGGAUGAACUCGUAUGAAAUGAGUCGACAAUACAGCCAAUAUAAAUCCAAAUUAGCACAAGCAUCUGAUAAGAAGACAGUGUCUGUAGACAAAAAGAGAAAAAGAGCAGAAGAAACACCACGCUGUAAGUUGGGUUGA